UUCUCCCAUCUUGGAACCCUAGAUCUCUUCUCCCUUGCGCCACCAUAUCUCUCCCCUCGCCCUCCCUGCCCUGCCCGAGCACAUCGAAGCCAUGGCCACCGUUGUCUGCGUGCCCACCGUCGUCCCCAUCGCCUAGGCCUGCGCCAGGAGCACCACCGGAGGCCGCCGCUUCUUCUUUGCCCACCAGGCCAAGCCGGAGAGCCCUCACGGUGCCGGAUCCAUCGCCUUCCACUCCGCCACGGCCGCCACACUUCAUCGGUCGAUCCGCUGACCUCGCCCACCUUCGGCCUCACCGAGACGCCUGCGACACUCUCUAUGAGCCCCCGGUCCCUCGCGACCUCUCCCCUCUCUUCCUCGUGUCCCGUAGAGGCACGCCCGAUCUAGUCUGAUCUCCGCCGCCGCCAGGGUUCGUCGUCGGCGCCCCUGCCAACCGCCACAACAUCUGUUGCCCUAUUGCAGCCGCCCACUGCGGCCUGCCGUGCUGCCCGACUCAGCCUCGCGCCCCCUCCUGACCAAGCCCACCUCCGCCUCACGCCCACGGCCACGACCAACGGCGCCCGACCACGCUCCCUGCACGCCAUGCCUACUACUUUGUCGCUGCUGCUGUUGCCUGCUUCCUACUGCUACUUCUUGCUACUGUUGCCGUUGUUGGCUGCUCCUCAUGCGGCUGCCACUGCUAUCUAUUGCUUUUGCUAGCUGCUGAGCUGCUAGUCUGCUCCUUUCCCUGCCUGUUGCUGCUGCCUUGCGGCUCGACUGCUAUUUUAACUGAUGCUGCUGCGGCGCCCAGCCGCACUCGCCGCUGCUUGCCGGCCCACGGCCUUCUACGCGUGCUUGUUGUGCUGCACUUCGGCCAUAGCCGGCCAGACAUGCGUGCACACAAAGCAUCCGGCGCUCCUACGCAUGCCUUGCAUGCUCAUGUGCGUGCUUGCAGCCUGCCAACAUCGAUUUGUUUAGUGUUAGGUAAACUUGGUUGGCCCAAUGACAUGUACCUCACUUUAAUUCUACACUAGUUUAAUUUUUGUGCCAAUGACAAGUGGGCCACCACCUCUAGUUUUGACCAGUCAUUUUGACUGUGUUGACCAGCCCCCUGGGUCCCGUUGUCAUACACAUGGGCUAGGUAGCACUAUGUAACAAAAGUAUUUUAUUGUCUUAUUUUUGAAUUAAAAUAAAUUCAUAAAAUGAUUAAAACUUUAGAAAAUCAUAUAAAAUAAACCGUAGCUUAGAUCGAAAUAAUUUAUAUAUGAAAGUUGCUCAGAAAAAUAUGAAGAAUCCGAAAUGCCACGAACAUGCAACCAUCCCCCUUCUGUUCGUCUGUCCGAAAAUGCCGAAUAUCAGGAAUACUUUCCCGGAUGUUUCCCUCCUUCGCCGGUAUCACCUAUCCCUGCGUUAGAUCAUCCCUGGCACCGCGUAUUGCCUUGUUAUAUUUUGCGAUGCCUUGUUUGCUCCGUAUUUACUGUUUCUUCCCCCUCUUCUCUGGUAGACCCUGAGACCGGUGCUGAUGCCACUGAGUACGACUAUAUCAACGAUGACCCGUCUUUCCUUGCCAGAGCAACCCGGCAAUCCCCCCUUUGAUCAACCAUAUAUCGCCCACUCUCUUCUCCCUUAUUCUUGCAUUAGGUUUGCUACUGUUAUUGAUUUCAAUGCUCCUAUUCUAUUGCAUAGCUUGUCAUUGUUGUGAAAAUGCCUAGGAGCUCUCGGCGACUCCCCCCACUGUAAUCCAUCCCAUCCACCGGCAUUGGUAUUCGCACUCACUAUAUUAGCUCCGCCGUAUUCACAUCAUUUAACGUGUACUAUUCAUUUCUAAAGUACGGUAUAUAAACUGAACAGUGCAAUGCGCUUUCUCCUUUGUCCAGGCAAUUUCACAUCAUCUUGUCCUUCUCCCCACUCGCCCGCCAACUCCCAACCACCCAUCUGGAUUUAAUGCUCACGCUUCACAAUCUCCUGCAACGGCUCAAUCCAAAGCUACAACGGUCAUCGACUCAAUCCAAAGCUACAACGGUCAUCUCCCUCCUCUCGUCAGAUAUAAAAUGCUUGCAGCUAGCAGCUUCCUCACUACUCCAUAUCAUACCGUCAAGAACAUUUCAUACCACCCAUUCAGAACAGCUUCCUCCCUUGUACAUGGUUCUCAUUGCCAUGUCUAGCUCAACCCAUCCCAUGUCAAGCUCCAGCUCCCCCCUUGUUUCUCUUGAGGAGCAGCCACCACUUCCACUCAUGAUCUGCCCUUUCUGCAACAAUGGUAUGGUUUAGUGGUGGGUCUCUCGCACGUCAAACAAUCCAGGCAAGCACUUUUACAAGUGCGAGCACGAGUGGACUCACAAAUGCAACUUUUGGAAAUGGGAAGAGAACUACAUCAACAUCAUAUGAGCCAAGUGGCCGAGGCUGUUCACCGUCCCUUCCCGCGAAGACAGGAAAUUCCACCGCAUCAUCUUCGUUCUCCUUCUGGUCAAUCUGCUCGCUCUGCUCUUUGUAUGCUGCAAGGUCGCAUGAAGCCGGCGGGAGCUCUCCCGACUAGUGCAUGUCCAUCAAGUUCAAGCCGCUCUUUAUUGAAUAAAUUUGUUUAUCUGUAUUGUCUGUAACCAGCUACCAUCCACUUGCAAAUUCUAUUUUUUAUUUUAAUCCACCUUAUGAUUAGAUGUUGUAAUCAUGUAUCAGAACUAGUACCCCUUUCACGCAUUCGUAAUCAGAUUUAUGAUGUAUGAAUUUUUAGUUAUCCACCUUCUCCAUUACCUCUGUCAUUAUUGUUCAUUAUUUACGUCCAUCCCACACCACAUUGUACCAUCUCUCAAUAAAUAACCUCUCCCCCCAAAGUCAACAUUCCCUGCCCAAAAGGCUGCUUCAACAGGCAUAAAUGCUCCUGUGCAACCAUCAAUAUCGUCCACCGGCUGUCCCAACACGCUUGCUUCCUCCAAUUAUAAACCCCCCUACACAUAUCUGCACAAAUGUAUUCCAUCCCAACCAGACACCCAAUCCGUCCACCCACGCCAUAGGCUUCACCACGCAUAGCAAGACCUGCUUUUAUCUAAAGAUUCCGUAUCUUCAUCAUUUAACCAAGAUGUCAUAUUCACGCCCUAGUUCAUCACGCUUGAUCGAAGAGGUGCUAGAUGCAGCUGACCAACUCGAUGACAGCUCAGAUUCUCAUCCGGGAGGUUUAGCACCAACUUCACGCACGUCCGUAACAAAAGUUGUUUCUAUUGUUUCGUCUUUCAACGAGUACAAAAGAUUUCUUGUUAAUGAAAUUGGUUGGGGAGGGAUUCUUAAACUCCCAGCACUCGCCCGACUUAAUCUACGUUUUAGCAAGUGGUGGAUGAGUCGUCUUGAUGGGCCUUCCAUGUCUGUACACCUAAAUGCCACUAAAAGGCUUCGUUUCUGGCCUGGAGAUGUUCACAAAGUAUUUGGUGUGCCAUGUGGGCCCAAAAAUAUUCUUGGGCCGGAUGGCCAAUGCUCAGAAACGACUAUACAGUUCCUACGUUCUAUUCUUGGAAUGCCAAAGAAGGGAAAUCAAGUUCUAAAAGCUGCUGAAUCCAACCUCACUCGUCCUUUGUCUGAGCAUUGUUCUAGUAAUUUAGAGAAAGAUUGUUUCAAGAUGGCAUUCGUUAUUUUCGUUAUCGGCCACCUUCUUGCUUCUUCUAACAAGCACGACACAUCAAUAAUUGACUAUUGGGGAGAAAUAGCAAACACUGAUAGGAUAGCUGACUUUGAUUGGUGCAACUACGUUCUAUCCGAUUUGAUUUCUGCAUCACAACAAGUUCAAUCAGACAUGCGCAAUAACAAGUUAAAGACCCAUCUUCAAGGAUGUCAUGUAUUCCUCCAGGUAUUUGUUCUUGACAACCUAAACCUCGGACUUAACAAUAUCCCUCACGAUACUUAUCCAAGAGUUGCCUCCUUCGACGAUAACAAAUUACGACGCAUGAUAUUGGCUACCACAAGUACCGACAAAUUAACGUGGGACUACUCUUGUGCUCCGGUGUCAUCUGAUAUUGGUAUACUUCUAAGACGCAACAAUGCCAUUGUAACUAGAGAAGCCACAUCAUUGCGGAGUUCCAUUCUACGCGAGAACACGACAUUUCUUGACAAACUAAUGUCCCUUCUAUCAUCAAGUUGUAUUUGUUGUAGCAUUCGGUCUCUUCCAUGUAUAAUGCAGAGUUCGCCUCCUAUGAGCACAACUCAUCAAAAUUUAGCUUUAAGUGGUCGUAAAUUGGACAUGUCAGAUUCUGAAGGUGAGACUUCCUCGUCCACAAGCAAGGUCCCUUUUUUCAACCGCACUACACAAGAUAAUGUCCCAACCACACACUCCAAGAAACGACCUAGGAUUAACUCUCUUCAAGCAAAUUCUGUGACACCUCCGUCAUUUGCCACCACUUCAAAUAAGCCUUCAACACUACAGCUAGCUAAGACAUGGGCCGACACAAUCGCUUGUGGUGUUUUGAUGUUCAAUGAUGACCAAAACAUACCUGAUGGAGCUGUUACUUUUGCCCAAUUAUCUGAUCGGCUGCCUACUAAAUCAGCGUCUCGCCAUCUAAAGUACGCUACUGACCAUUGGACUGCACGUGCUUAUCAGCCUAAACUGAGUAUUGACAGCCUUGCUUCUGUUGAACAAUUCAUGAACAAACUAUCUGAAGAUGUUGCUAGGAGGCCUUGGGUCAGACAUGAUUAUCCAAGAUUCAUUUCAAUCAAUGGAUCUUCCAUUAGAGACCAGUUAGUUGGUGAUACACCACUAGACCAUGAAGUAUGCUCUUUAAUCGUCCGGACUAUUGUUAUUAAUGACAACAUUUUCCUAUAUCCCUUAGGCGGCUUUUGGCGUAUUUUCUUUGAACCAGAUUUAUCGACAUGUAUUCUUGCUGGCGAGAAUCUAUGGGAAGUACGCUCCAUACAAAACCAAUUCCUUAGCCAACGAGCGUCAACUCAUCUAUCGAAUUGUAAAAUGUUCAUCAUGCCGGCAACGCUUCAGACUGGCUGGUGUGCUUACGCAUGGGACAUGGAACGCAAACUUAUACACAUACUAAACCCUUGUGCCGACUCAGCCCAAUAUAGCUCUCUAAAUACCACACACGAUUGCAUCGCCGAAAAACUUCAUGUUGGCCUUUACUCCUGUCUAUUCAAAUUUUUCAAUACCUGGCACGUCGACUGUUUGAAUUGGAAGAAAGUAUAUGAUAUACUUGCCUCCGAAGUUUUCACCAAGGAUGAAUCUGACUUGGCUAUGAUUCAAAUGGCCUGUUCUUUCAACGGCGUUGGUGUGUCUGAAAUGCUUAACAAGCUAAAUGUGAGGAUCCAGAAAAUUAAUUUGGUUGCAGACGUUGCCAAACUCAUUCACAACGCCGGAGAACCGCCUGUCGAGCUUCACGCCAUAGUCAGCUAGAACAUUUGUCAUAUGGAUUGUUCCAUGUGUUCUGAUCAUAUACUAUUUAUUUUACGUUGCAUUCAAUAAGUCAUGUCUUUGGAAUGUAAUAUUUACUUACUUUGUUUGCCAAGUUAUAUUGAAACAUUAAUGUUCUGAAUUCGACGUACUUAAUGUCCCUCUUCAAUUCAUAAGUCACUCUUAUUCCGUACA
Molecule: messenger RNA, 5548 nt
Organism: Triticum aestivum (bread wheat)
Lineage: Eukaryota; Viridiplantae; Streptophyta; Magnoliopsida; Poales; Poaceae
Exons: 12
Coding region: 2849-5356 (835 amino acids)
Source: RefSeq, a predicted model, not a curated record